Molecule: messenger RNA, 1579 nt
Organism: Helianthus annuus (common sunflower)
Lineage: Eukaryota; Viridiplantae; Streptophyta; Magnoliopsida; Asterales; Asteraceae
Product: protein NEN1-like
Exons: 6
Coding region: 15-1427 (470 amino acids)
Molecular function (GO): 3'-5' exonuclease activity; nucleic acid binding
Source: RefSeq, a predicted model, not a curated record
CAUACAUUUGCAAUAUGGGUUCUACCGAAGACCGAUCAGAGAUAGUUUUCUUCGACUUGGAAACCACUAUUCCAACCCGAACCGGACAACCAUAUGCCAUUUUGGAAUAUGGGUCGAUACUAGUUUGUCCAAAGAAGCUCACCGAACUUGACAGCUACGAUACGCUGGUUAGACCACUUGAUCUCUCCCUCAUUACAGCUGCUUCGAUACGCUCCAAUGGUAUCACUGCUGACAAAGUCGUUUCCUGCCCAACUUUCUCUGAGAUCGCUGAUAAGGUUUACGACAUCUUGCAUGGAAGGAUAUGGGCUGGUCACAAUAUACUGAGGUUUGAUUGUGUGAGGUUAAGGGAGGCGUAUGCGCAGAUAAACCGACAGCCUCCGAUACCCAAGGGAACCAUCGAUACAUUAGUUUUGUUGACUCAGAGAUUUGGGAGGAGAGCUGGUGACAUGAAGAUGGCUACUCUAGCGGCGUAUUUUGGGCUUGGACAACAAAGUCACCGGAGUUUAGGUGACGUUCGGAUGAAUUUUGAAGUUGUCAAGCUUUGUGCAACAGUUCUUUUCUUGGAAUCAAACCAACAACAAGAAACCCAAAACAAUUGGGCUUCUAUGAAUACUAGUCCCAUUAACAGCUAUAAUCGAAGAUCCACUCUAGACGUAACACACCCGAACAUAAUCCCAUUCUCCUCAACUGAAACCCCACCAAAUCCAGUUGAAUCUGGUAAUGCUCAACCCGGCCCGUUUCACACGGGCCCAUCUGUAGACAGAAUGGAGACCGAAACCCUUCAGUCAAAUGAAGCUAUGGUGGAAGAAUCAUCCACCACCACUCUAUCCAACGCUUUCAGCAACCACAAUGAAUUCAUAGACCCUGAUUCAGUUUCAAUGGCUUCAAUAACUGUAACCGUUGCUCCCUUUGUUAAUGGGCCCCACAGGAUACAAAUACUUCACAGAAAUAUCCCUAUGCAGAUUCAUUGUGAUGCCAUGAGAAUACGGUUUGGAUUAAGCCCACAGUUUGUCGAUCAUGCUGGAAAUCCGCGCCUAAACUUUGUAGUCGAUGCAAGUUCUUCAAGUCUCUGUAACAUACUUGAGGCAUGUGAUGAUGUUGCUAAAAGACUCGUUGAUUUCGAUGGAAACUCGCAGUGGAGACCUGUUGUAACCAGAAAAACUGGUUUUUACAACUCGCCGACCAUUAGAUUACACAUACCCCCUGUAGCAGAAGAUACUACCAGAUGGAAUACUACUGAGAUUUACUACAAGAAUUCAUCAUCAAUUCCAUGCACACAACACCUUGUUUCCAGUGUGGCGGAACUUAAUUCGUUGUUACUUCCAGGUUCCUUGGUGGAUGCUUACUUCUCUUUAGAUCCAUACAAUUACCAACAAAAUGCCGGAAUCCGUUUAGUCGCCAAGAAGUUGACCAUUCAUACUAGCUGAUCAUUAGCUGACAGUUGAAGGAAGUAUUACUUAUAAUUACACUGCAGGAUUUCAAUUAUCAGGGAUAUUAAUGUUGCUUGCACUUUCGUUUUCAAUUCUCUCUGUACUGUUCCCCCUCUAUAAUGAAUUCUAACAGCUAGUGUUUCAAUCUC